Molecule: messenger RNA, 1587 nt
Organism: Caenorhabditis briggsae
Lineage: Eukaryota; Metazoa; Nematoda; Chromadorea; Rhabditida; Rhabditidae
Exons: 12
Coding region: 1-1587 (528 amino acids)
Source: RefSeq, a predicted model, not a curated record
AUGUUAAAAACAUCCGUCUUGUUGGCAUGCCUUGCACUCACGGUGAGUCAUUUCAAAACCUCCAUUUGUACAUUUGUAGCGUCAAAAAAGUGUUUUCUAACUCCAUUCCUUUCACUUCCCGUCAUGAAACUCUACAGAAGCAUUCAGGCAUUGGGAGUGACUCUUGCCUCUGCCCAAAACUAUUUCAAAGUGCUCAUUAGGGAAAUUGACAAUCCAGCUGGAACACUUCUUGACGGUCAGCCAUGCGGAGAGUUUGGAUUUCUGGGAGUCGGAUGUAAUGUCUAUUUGAGGGCCGCUGUGAGCGCAACCGGUAAAAAUGUGUCAUCAAAUGAUACUUUAGCGUUGUCUGGCCCAAUCAAUUCUCAUAUGGAAACAAGGAUUUCGAAUUUGAACUUGGUUGUUUCUGAUGACCAAGCAAGUACGGCAGAAUCGUUCAGUAGUUUCGACCUCCACAUAGCCCUUGCAACUGACAGUAAUUUUACCAAAUUCAUUGAUGACUACGUGAUCCACAUCUCCACAAACCAGGAACAAGGUGUCUACACUUACACCAAUCUUCGCCCUGGUACUCUUUCCACAACCGUCUCCAUCGCCUGGUCCACAAACAUCGCUCCACCAAGUACCACCAGCACCCCAGAGCCAACUACUACUGGAGUUCCAUUUACAGGAUCAACUCUUCCUCCAACUACUAGUAAAACUUUUUUAAGUAACUUUAUUAUAAUAGAGUUAUUUCAGCUCCAAAGCCACCAAUCGAUUGUUCCGAAGUUGUCAAUAAGACAUCCGGAGUUCAAACCAUCUAUCCAGAUGGUGUUAAUCCAGUCCGUCCGAGGAACUAUUGGCCAAAAUAUUACUUUCGACUACCCACAUGUGUCCAACUAUUCUACUUCAUUUGGAACACCUGAAAAGGGAAAUAACUAUUGGUUCGGAUUGGAAAACAUGUACUUAAUUAGUGGUGUGAAAAAUUAUACUCUUCAAAUUGACCUUUGCUGUGGAACGAAAUUGAUUGCUAAGCAGAUUUAUCACAAAUUCCAGGUUGGAGCCGCUGCUAAUAAUUACGCUCUAAGUGCUAAGGCAGAUAUUGCUGGAGUCGGACUUGACUACUCAUCCUCAGGUAAGGACUUGGCUGCGAAAUUCUCAACCUACACGGACUGGAACGGACCUAAAAGCAAAGAUUCUUGCGACCAAUUCGAAUUUUGGGAUGAUAACAAAGAUAUUGGACCUUCAAACGCAUAUGGGGGUUGGUGGUAUGGAAGCUGUGGAAACAAUUUGAACGGAUUCUUGUACCCAUCUAACGCUGGUAACUGCACUCUUGACUUGACAAAGUUUGAUGCGAACAAACUGUUGGGAGUCAACAUGAGAACGACAUCUGGACAAGGAUACGCAGGAUACGAUGUUGAUUUGCAUUGCUUUUUUCUUCCACGGUUAUCUAGUUUCCAAUGGGUCACAGUUUGCCUGCUACAAAAACUACGUUUCUUGAAAACCAAUUCCGUAAAAAAUGUGAUUAGUUUCAACGUCAUUCGACUGGUCAGAAGAACAAUAAUGUUGUUUUCAGUGCAACCCCAGACAACUAUUUUUUGCGAAGGGAAAUAG